GGAAGGUUCUUCUAUUUCUGACCACUUGAAUGAAUUUCAAGGGUGUUUUGAUCAGUUGUCAGACAUGGGCGUAAAGUUCGAGGAUGAGAUUUUGGGGCUUUGGUUGCUGAAUACUUUGCCUAACUCUUGGGAAAAUCUUCAUGUGUCUUUGAUUAGUUCUGCUCCCGGUGGUACAGUAACUAUGGAGUAUGUCAAAGCUGCCGUUCUGAAUGAAGAAGUGAGACGUAGAACUCAUGAGACAUCUACUUCAAAAUCUGAUGUCUUGGUUACUGAAAAUAGGGGGAGAAGUAAAAACAGAGAUUAUGGAGAAUUCAAAAAGGGCAAGAGCAGGAGAAAGUCCAGAUCAAAAUACCAAAAUGUUGAGUGCCACUAUUGUCAUAAAAAGGGGCAUUUGAUGAAAAAUUUCUUCAAGCUGAAGAACAAAGACAAGAACAAGCCAGAAGGGAAAGAUGGUGAAAAUGAUCGUCAUACCACGACUUCGGGUGAUCUGAUAGUUGUUUCUGAUAACGACUUGAUUAAUGUUGCCUCUGAUGAAUCAAGUUGGGUUAUUGAUAGUGGUGCCGCUUUCCAUGUGACGUCAAGGAAAGAUUUCUUCACAUCUUAUACUUCAGGUGAUUAUGGGGUAUUGAAGAUGGGUAAUGAUGGUCGUUCACAGGUUGUUGGCAUUGGAGUUGUGGUCCUGGAAACAAAAACUGGGAUGAAGUUAGUGUUGAAGAAUGUCAGACAUGCACCAGAUAUUCGCUUGAAUUUGAUAUCUACUAGUGUCUUGGAUGAUGAAGGUUAUAUGAGUACCUUUGGUGAUGGGCAAUGCAAACUCACUAAGGGUUCUCUUAUUGUGGCUCGUGGGAAGAAGUGUUCAGAUCGAGUAUGGUCCGGGAAAGAUGUUUCUUAUGACCAUUUGCAUGUUUUUGGGUGUAAAGCUUUUGUACAUGUGCCAAAGGAUGAGAGAUCCAAAUUAGAUGUCAAGACGAGGCAGUGCAUCUUUGUUGGCUAUGGUCAUGAUGAAUUUGGCUAUCGACUUUAUGAUCCUGUUGAGAAGAAGCUUGUCAGAAGCCGUGAUGUUAUCUUUAUGGAGGAUCAGAAUAUUGAAGAUAUUCAGAAGAUGGAGAAGUCAGAGUCUCAAAAUUAUGAUGAUCUUGUUGAUUUGAAUCCAACUCCCGUGGCUCAUACGCCUAAUGCUACCAAUGGAGAUCAGAAUGAUGAUAACAGUCAUGUUCCACAUGAUUUUGCUGAUGGUAAUGUUGAAGAAGAAUCAAAUGAGAAGCCACUGUCGCAGGAUCCCUCCAAGAAUUCAGCUUUUCUGACGCUAUCAAACAAUUCAUCUGAUGGUUCUUCUUUCUCAAUCAGGAAGUCCACACCCAGCUGUAUGAUUAAUCUUGACAUUACCAAAGCCUAUGCAACUGUGUCUUGGAGUUUUUUGGAAGAGGUUAUGAUUGCUUUGGGUUUUUCUCCCAAAUUUGUGGCUCUUGUUAUGGAGUGUGUCUCUUCUGCUUCUUCAUCCAUUCUUGUCAAUGGGGAUUUACAGGGUUUUUUAAGAGACUGUGCUGCUUUGGGGAUAACACACUUGGCCUUUGCUGAUGAUCUUAUGUUUUUCUCUCGUGGUGAUCUUCCCUCUGUGCAAGUGCUAAUGGACUGUUUGCAACACUUUACUAAUGUCUCAGGGUUGGCCUUGAAUCCUACUAAGUCCAAUAUCUUCAUUUCUGGGAAGAACAGGGACACUAGUCAGGAGCUACUGGAUUUGGUUUCUUUUCCUCGUGGUCAACUUCCUGUGAGAUAUUUGGGUCUCCCCUUGGCUUCUCAAAUAAUCUCAGAAAAUGACUUUGCACCACUCUUCAAAUUUGUGAAUGGAUUUCUGUCCAAAUGGAAGACUAUGAAGCUCUCUUAUGCUGGGAAGGUGGAACUUAUCAGGGCAGUUAUUCAAGGGGUCCAAUCCUUUUGGCUCCAAGCCUUUCCUGUCCAAAAAUAUGUACAUGAUCGUAUCACUUCUCUUUUCCGGGAGUUCCUUUGGGGUAGCAAAUUUGCCAAAGUUGCCUGGACAGAUAUUUGCAAACCCAAAGCUGUAACACCCUCCGUCCCGCGAACCCGGUUCACCACGGUCCAACGUGCCGGAGAGGUUACGUAGACGGUUUUAAGGCCGUCUAGAUGGAAAACCCCUUGCGUGGCUUGUAACGGAAAAACCCUUGACAUGCUUUAUUAAAUGAUGAGGAUGGAU
Messenger RNA from Cuscuta campestris, 2212 nucleotides. NCBI's taxonomy places the organism in Eukaryota, Viridiplantae, Streptophyta, Magnoliopsida, Solanales, Convolvulaceae. The record is from the annotation of a GenBank genome assembly.